GUUGCAUACCACGAUCAAGGUUUCUGGAUGAAUGCAAAGUACGGAACUGCUCGUGUCUCUGAUUUUUCCGCUCAGGAACGCUGUCUUCCUCCAAUGAUACGACUGCACCCCGAACCAAUGCUUCUCGACCCCAGUACUUCACCAGCAUGGCCGACUCCAAAAUCUCCAAAUCUCAAUCUGGUGUAUAUUGCCAAUUGCUGGGCACCCGAGCGUGUUCGACGUCCACGGGUACUUGAAAGCAAGACUUGCCUGCAUUGUUGAGUCUAUUGUAGUUGUUUUCAUUGCGUGCGCUGUACGUGACAUCGAACCUACAAUGUUUACAUUCAAGGGUUUCCUGGUGGCCGCCUGCAUUGCCUCCACGUCUGCUGUACACAUCGAGGUCGCCUUGUCUGGCGGCAACGUGACCGGCAAAUUCGGGCACCCUUACGGCUACGGCUUCCUCCACGAGGAUAUCAACUACUCUGGAGAUGGCGGUCUCUAUGCUGAGCUCAUCCGCAAUCGUGCCUUUCAAUCCAGCCCGCAAUACCCCGUCAGCACAGAUGCUUAUGCUCCUAUCGGCAAUGCCAAGCUCAGCAUUGCCAACCUGAGUGCACCACUAUCAGAUGCUCUCCCGUCUUCUCUGCGCGUGUCAGCCGAAGAUGACAGUGGCCAGAUUGGCUUCCAGAACGAGGGCUACUGGGGCAUGGAUGUGAGACGACAGAAGUAUACCGGUUCGUUCUGGGUCAAGGGAGACUACACCGGCUCCUUCACCGCAUCUCUUCAGUCCAAUUUGACAGAUGAUGUCUUUGGCUCUGUCGAGAUCAUGUCUCACGCUGUUGCCGACGACUGGAUCGAGCAUGCAUUCGAAUUGGUACCAGAAAAGGAUGCUCCAAACUCCAACAAUACCUUCGCUAUCACUUUCGACUCAACAGGCACCCCCAACGGCACAUUGGACUUUAACUUGAUCAGUCUGUUCCCUCCGACAUUCAAGAAUCGCAAGAAUGGUCUGCGUGUCGACAUUGCACAAGCUCUGGCAGACAUGAAUCCUCAUUUCUUGAGAUUUCCUGGCGGUAACAUGCUGGAAGGAAACACCAACGCUACGCGUUGGGACUGGAAGGACUCUUUGGGGCCGCUGAGAUAUCGACCUGGUUUCCCGGGCGUAUGGAGCUAUCAGCAGACUCAUGGUCUCGGCCUGGUCGAAUACCUUGAAUGGGCACAAGAUAUGAAUCUUCAGAUUGUGCUUGCGGUCUGGUCAGGUCUCGCCCUCGACGGUGGAAUCACUCCGCGAGACGACCUCCAGCCGUUUAUUGACGAUGCAUUGGACGAAAUCGAGUUCGUCUGCGGCUCCGUAGACACGCCUUGGGGCGCGCGGCGAGCUGAGCUUGGCCAUCCUGAGCCCUUCGAGCUCAAUUAUGUCGAGAUUGGGAACGAGGAUUGGCUCGAAGGCGGCGAUGAAGGUUGGGACAGCUAUAGAGAGUACCGCUUUCCUCUAUUCUAUGAAGCAAUCAAAGCAAAAUAUCCCGACAUCCAGAUUAUCGCCUCAGCGGCAACGAGCGAUCCAGCGCCAGAAGGCGAAACCAGUGGCCCCAACAUUACACAUGGACUUGUGUUUCCCAAGGAUGCAAUGGGCGACUACCACCCCUACCGCGAACCAGAUGAGCUUAUCGACGAGUUCGACAGAUUCGAUAAUGACAUAAGCCACAUCAUAGGAGAAGUUGCGGCGACACACGUCAACGGUGCUACGCCGCCACGGUGGGAGGGUGGUUUGUACAAGUAUCCGUGGUGGAUCGGCGCCGUAGGCGAAGCAGUGUCGCUCAUCGGCUACGAACGCAACUCGGAUCGCAUACCCGGCUCAUUUUACGCUCCUGUCUUGAAGAACGAAAAUAAAUGGCAAUGGGCCGUCACUCUCAUUCAAUUCGCUGCAGACCCCAAGAUGACCACCAAAGCAGUCACCUGGUACUGCUGGUCUCUCUUUUCUCAUCAUCCGAUAUCUCAUACGCUACCAACGACGUCGAACUCCAGCUACGGUCCAGUCUAUUGGGUCGCUGGGAAGGAUGAGGCUCGGGGAGGCGCUCUGGUCUGGAAAGGAGCAGUUUACAAUACGACGAAUGGCGACAGUGUGGCGCUCUCUGUCCAUUUUGACAAAGUGGCACCAGGCACUCUCGCGAACUUGACUGUGCUGACCAACUCGGUUGGCGACCCAUAUGCGUAUAACGAUCCCCACACAGGAGUCAAUAUCGUCAACACAACAACGAGCCUUGUGACUGCUAAUGCUAAAGGCGCCUUUUGCUUCUCGUUGCCGGAGCUAAGCGUUGCCGUACUGGACACUGAUCCCGCAGGGGUGUCGAGUGACAGCUAUAAUUCGGCAAAGGUGCCUUGGAAGAGAUCGCUACUAUAGGGGCGUGGAUGCGAGGCACUUCAGGAGCAGAUUCGCAGCGACUGAUGUUGAAUGAUCGGUCUUGGUUCAAUUUUACAUUCUCAGUCUUGUUAUCGCGUCUUCUGACGCCUACCUGAGUUCCCAAGAUCUCGUUGCAAGUUUCUAGGGCCAAGGAAUAUAGUUCUUUCCGGAGUUUCCUGUGACAUCGCAUCAACUAGGGCGCUUCCUUCGAGCAGGCUCGCUCUGCUGAGCAAACCCCUUUUAGGAACGCGGAGAGGGCAUCGCAUCGCUACUCUAAAUACUACAAACCUACCUACCC
This is a messenger RNA of Sphaerulina musiva SO2202, 2675 nucleotides long. RefSeq names its product glycoside hydrolase family 51 protein. NCBI's taxonomy places the organism in Eukaryota, Fungi, Ascomycota, Dothideomycetes, Mycosphaerellales, Mycosphaerellaceae. The record is from RefSeq and is a predicted model, not a curated record. The transcript has 2 exons. Bases 314 to 2377 code for a protein of 687 amino acids. Gene Ontology annotation, biological process: L-arabinose metabolic process. Gene Ontology annotation, molecular function: alpha-L-arabinofuranosidase activity.